Rhizoctonia solani is the source of this 2436-nucleotide messenger RNA. RefSeq names its product Fungal specific transcription factor domain. NCBI's taxonomy places the organism in Eukaryota, Fungi, Basidiomycota, Agaricomycetes, Cantharellales, Ceratobasidiaceae. Gene Ontology annotation, cellular component: nucleus. Bases 1 to 2436 code for a protein of 811 amino acids. The record is from RefSeq and is a predicted model, not a curated record. The transcript has 15 exons. Gene Ontology annotation, molecular function: DNA binding; zinc ion binding. Gene Ontology annotation, biological process: DNA-templated transcription.
AUGCCGGAAGCGCAAGCUGUUAUCAGCGAUGCGACGGGGGUCAGCCUGAGUGUAAAAGAUGUCGUGCGAGUGGUUAUGCUUGAUCGAAUCAAGGAAAUUGAAUCCAAGAUCAGAGAAAUUGAACUACGACGAGAACGAUCAGUUAUGUCGUCCCAACGUCCAAGCCCCUGUACUUCCAACGAAUCACCCAACGCCGACAUAUCAACACUGGAGUCGGGCUCCCAGUCCCCCUCUCCGCCCUCUGCUCCUGAUAGGUUUCCGCACACGGCCUCGAAAUCUCCAUCACAGCCAAUGUUAAAUACGCCCUGGUUCGACUCGGGCGUGCUGUCGUACAAGGGGAGUUUGAACUUGAAUUUGCCUGUGGAAGUGUCCAACAUCUUCUUGAAUAUGUUCAUGCAACGAAGGUCGAUUAGUGGAUUCGAGCUCCAUAUAGACAGAGUAAUUAGGAGCUUUCAGCCCAGGCGGUCUGAUGCCCCAGUGCCCGCUCUAUUAUAUACAAUAUUACUGCUUGGGUGUCAUUUUAUCCCGGAUCCCGAGUUGAAGUUCUGGGAGAGCGUGCUCUUUGAGCGCGCAAAACUAGAGAUCGAUGCAAACAUUACACGAGCUCAUGCAAAUGACAGCAAGGAAUAUAAUCCUUUACAUCAUUUACAGGCGAUGGUCAUGCUCGGACAGUGGUUUUACCUAAAAAACCGGUUACUCGAGGGCCAUGUAUUUAUUGUUCGUGCCACUCGGUUCGCGGCCGCACUGGGUCUACAUGAACUGGAUUCUUGUAUUUAUGGCCACUAUGUAGCCCGAGUUAUGGGUUCAUCUAAGAGGAAGAUGGGACGAUGGAGUCCACGGGACUCGGUGGAGCUUGGCGAAGCCAUCAAUCUAUGGUGGGCCUGUUUUGAACGAGAUUAUGGGGGAAGCCUCAUAAAUGGACUACCUCCGUCUAUAUCACUAAAAGAUAUUAAAACGGGUUGGCCUGUUGCACUCGCCGAUUUUGAAGCUGUGGACUCUGGAUUAUUCAACACUAACUAUUCAGUCGCGUCUUUACUAGAUAUAAGGUACUAUCACGCCAUUGGUGACGUCUCUCAAGAUAGCUCGAAUUGCAUUCUGGCCAAGUGCGUCACAUUAGUCCAUUGCGCUGGUAUGCUGGACACUGAGCGGAUCUCAGGAUCAGAGGUGACAGACGAAUGGUGGGCACGAUUCGAAGAGUGUGAUCGCGCAAUCGAUAUUUUCACAACAUCGGUCCAAAGGGCAUAUGUUAAUCGUGAUAUCCAGGAGGUCGCGAUCAUUGCAUUGAGUCACACCGCAGUUGAUUCCGCCACCAUUCAGCUCCAUGGUCCUUUAGCUGAUUAUAAGUUACAAAUAGGCGCUCAAGGUGAUCCUCGAGGCAUCCGGCCAGACAACUCCUUGGGAGGGUACAGUUACACCCGAUGCAUCGAAGCAUGUCGAAGCAUAGCGCUGAUAACCGCAUACAUUGAGAACAUCGACAUUAACCAUAUGCAGAUGUUUUUCGGCGUCUCAUUGUCGUGUGCUGCACAGGUUUUAGCCAAACAAAUCCCUAGAUUACGCGAAAGCGGCCACACGGCACAGGCACAGGAGAUGGAGCGACAGAUCUCCAUAAUAGCCAAAAGUAUGGAAAAGUUAUUUGCUAUCUAUCCUGUACUCGGUGAGCAGCUUGAUGUCCGAACACUUGAGUGUCUGGCCGUUGGCUCGAGGUGUCAAUACCAGAAUGAGAUGUACCAAACACGGACCGAAGCACUUCAACACAAAAUCAAGGAGCUUGAAGCUCAAAUACAGGGACUCGAACACCAAAACCUUGAUUUAUCUUCACUCCAGAGAGCAGAUGGGAAUCCUCUGUACCCAUCUCCUGGAUUAUCUUAUAGGUCGUCUUGCUCGCCAGUGUCUCAGGUUCCUAUAACACCUCCAGUAGUUACUGACUCUAUUGAGGGCGCCAUGUCAUACUCAAUCCGUGAUUUGCCUUCCGUGUCCUCUAUUUUGCCAUCAGAGUCACAGCUAAGUCGUGAUCAACCAAAUUCGGAAGGGCCGGAACCAUCGGCUGAGGUCGUGAGGCACCUGCUAGGUGUUUUUGCUGAGCGACGUGUUCAAUGUUGUUUUGAACUCGACCUGGAGACAGUGUUGCGUGGUCUAGAACCUGGAUCUGCUACACCUAUUGUACCUGCACUAUACUACGCGAUGCUCCUUAUUGCCUGUCACUUUACCCAAGAUCCUGUCUUAAAAAUAUGGGAGACCGUCUUUGUCCAGCGUGUCAGAUGGGAAAUUGACAAUAAUAUCACGCGGUCCCACAGAGGUAGGACACACAACUACAACUCUUUGCACCAUUUAGUGUCGCCUGCUGGAGGGUCAUGUCCACACCAGCCAGGCAACUCGGUUCGCAAUGGCACUCGGCUUGCAUCGGCUGCAUUCGCGUGUCUUCCGGGAAAGUUCUAG